Molecule: messenger RNA, 411 nt
Organism: Prunus armeniaca (apricot)
Lineage: Eukaryota; Viridiplantae; Streptophyta; Magnoliopsida; Rosales; Rosaceae
Source: the annotation of a GenBank genome assembly
AUGUCUUCCUCGAAAUCCCGUGCUCAAUCUUCCUCUGUUCCAGUUCCUCCAGAUUACAUUACUGGGGCUGGGAUUGAUAAGCAUGCAAUAGAGGUUAGGAGCAAGCUCCAUCCUUUUGCCCAGAAAAACCUAGACGAAAAUGUCCUCCAUUUGUUUGAAAAUACCUUGGUGCUGGGGCCUCACUGGUUUGGUCCCGUUCCUCCCAAGAUGGUAGAGCUGAUGAAGAAGGAUGCUGAGGCCCCUCUAUGUUUCGAAAGUUCUUCUGCCCUGGCUUCUCAUUCUUGGGUUAGCAAGAAUUUGAGCCGUUUGUUCCCAUCCAGUGAAGUGAGAAACAGUCCAGUCAAGUGGGCAGACUGGUUUGACAGGCUUCUUCCCCGAUUUGGGGCUCACUGGAAAUGGGUUGGAAUUUAA